AUUUGGCUCUCUUCUCACCGAGGGGGAAGUUUAUGUCUUAAACCCUAGAACUAGAAGCUCCAAGAGGAGCCCUCAGAGGCUCUUUGUUUGAUCCACCAAAGGAGCUGUGGAAGUAUAAGCAAUCUUUGUCCAGCGAUUUCUCCACCUUUAGUCUAUCCGAGUUGAUAGUUUUGCAAGCUUUCAAGAUGUGGAACAACGGUCAGAUUGCACCACCAGGAACUACUGGCUCUUCCAUUCCACCGCCUCCUGCAGCCCAACCGUCGUACACGGUGCUGCCUCCUCCCCCGCCUCCAGUCCCGGCUGAGACCGAGGCUGAUGCUGAGGCGAGGCUCGAGGAGAAAGCCAGAAAAUGGCAGCAACUGAAUUCGAAGCGGUACAGUGAUAAGAGAAAAUUUGGGUUUGUUGAGACGCAGAAGGAGGAUAUGCCUCCGGAACAUGUUAGGAAAAUUAUCAGGGAUCAUGGGGAUAUGUCCUCAAAAAAAUACCGUCAUGACAAACGUGUAUAUCUUGGAGCACUGAAAUUUAUUCCACAUGCAGUUUACAAGCUCCUGGAGAAUAUGCCCAUGCCAUGGGAGCAGGUCCGAGAUGUGAAGGUCUUGUACCAUAUAUCUGGGGCAAUUACUUUUGUUAAUGAAAUACCAUGGGUUGUCGAACCAAUAUAUCUGGCACAAUGGGGUACUAUGUGGAUCAUGAUGAGAAGGGAGAAGAGGGAUCGACGCCAUUUCAAGAGGAUGCGGUUUCCCCCAUUUGAUGAUGAGGAGCCUCCUUUAGAUUAUGCUGAUAAUUUGUUAGAUGUUGAUCCUCUGGAGCCGAUUCAGCUGGAAUUGGAUGAAGAGGAAGAUUCUGCUGUAUAUACUUGGUUUUAUGACCAUAAACCUCUUGUGAAAACAAAGCUCAUAAAUGGCCCUAGCUACCGGAAAUGGCAUCUUUCCCUUCCAAUAAUGGCAACUCUGCAUCGGCUUGCAGGACAGCUUUUGUCUGAUCUAAUUGACCGGAAUUAUUUCUAUUUGUUUGACAUGGAGUCAUUCUUUACAGCAAAGGCAUUGAACAUGUGCAUACCUGGUGGUCCUAAGUUUGAGCCCCUUUACCGUGACAUGGAGAAAGGAGAUGAGGAUUGGAAUGAGUUUAAUGACAUCAAUAAACUCAUUAUAAGGUCACCUCUAAGGACAGAGUACAGAAUUGCAUUUCCUCAUCUCUAUAACAACAGGCCUCGCAAAGUGAAGCUUUGUAUUUACCACACUCCAAUGGUCAUGUAUAUAAAAACUGAAGAUCCUGAUCUACCGGCAUUUUAUUAUGAUCCAUUGAUACACCCAAUAACUAGUGCCAACAAGGAGCGCCGUGAGAAGAGAACUCAUGAGGAGGAGGAUGAGGAGUGGGAAUUGCCAGAAGGUGUGGAACCUUUGCUUAAAGAUACACAGCUUUACACAGAUACCACGGCAGCUGGUAUCUCCCUACUAUUUGCUCCUCGUCCUUUUAACAUGAGAUCUGGUCGUGCACGACGUGCAGAAGAUAUUCCCCUUGUGUCAGAAUGGUAUAAGGAGCAUUGUCCUCCUUCAUAUCCAGUUAAAGUUCGAGUUAGUUAUCAAAAGUUGCUGAAAUGCUUUGUGUUGAAUGAGCUGCAUCAUAGACCUCCUAAGGCUCAGAAAAAGAAGCACCUAUUUAGAUCUCUUCAAGCAACCAAGUUUUUCCAAACCACUGAACUUGAUUGGGUUGAAGCAGGUCUUCAAGUUUGCAGGCAGGGUUAUAAUAUGUUGAAUCUCUUGAUACACAGAAAAAAUUUGAAUUAUCUUCACCUUGAUUACAAUUUCAAUCUGAAGCCCGUCAAAACCCUUACUACAAAAGAAAGGAAAAAAUCACGAUUUGGUAAUGCUUUUCAUCUUUGCCGUGAAAUCCUCCGGUUGACUAAGCUUGUAGUGGAUGCCAAUGUCCAGUUCCGUCUGGGUAAUGUGGAUGCAUUCCAACUGGCUGAUGGUUUGCAAUAUACUUUUUCUCAUGUUGGUCAGUUGACUGGUAUGUAUCGGUACAAGUACAGGCUUAUGCGGCAAAUUAGAAUGUGCAAAGACUUGAAGCACUUGAUUUACUAUCGGUUUAACACUGGACCUGUUGGGAAAGGUCCUGGCUGUGGAUUUUGGGCACCAAUGUGGAGAGUAUGGUUGUUCUUUCUUCGUGGUAUUGUUCCACUUCUUGAACGAUGGUUAGGCAAUUUACUUGCACGGCAGUUUGAGGGACGGCAUUCGAAAGGUGUGGCAAAGACUGUUACUAAGCAGCGUGUUGAGAGCCAUUUUGACUUGGAGCUUCGAGCAGCAGUUAUGCAUGAUGUGCUUGAUGCCAUGCCUGAGGGCAUUAAGCAGAAUAAGGCCAGGACUAUAUUGCAGCAUCUGAGUGAGGCUUGGCGCUGCUGGAAAGCAAAUAUUCCUUGGAAGGUUCCUGGUUUGCCAGUUCCCAUAGAAAACAUGAUCCUCCGUUAUGUGAAGUCUAAAGCAGACUGGUGGACCAAUGUUGCUCAUUAUAAUCGUGAACGUAUCAGAAGAGGGGCAACUGUUGAUAAGACUGUGUGUCGUAAAAAUCUUGGAAGAUUGACACGACUAUGGCUGAAGGCUGAGCAGGAGCGGCAACACAAUUAUUUGAAAGAUGGUCCAUACGUCACUCCUGAAGAAGCUGUUGCUAUCUACACAACCACAGUUCAUUGGUUGGAAUCAAGGAAGUUCUCCCCCAUUCCGUUCCCUCCUUUGUCUUACAAGCAUGAUACCAAACUGCUAAUUCUUGCUCUUGAGAGGUUGAAAGAAUCCUACAGUGUUGCAGUGAGGUUGAAUCAACUGCAGAGAGAAGAGUUGGGGCUGAUUGAACAAGCUUAUGACAAUCCACAUGAGGCCCUCUCAAGAAUCAAGCGACCUCUCACCCAACGUGCUUUCAAAGAAGUUGGGAUAGAGUUUAUGGAUUUGUAUAGCUACUUGAUUCCGGUUUAUGAGAUAGAGCCUCUAGAGAAGAUUACAGAUGCUUAUCUUGAUCAGUAUUUAUGGUAUGAAGGUGAUAAGCGCCAUCUCUUUCCUAACUGGAUCAAGCCAGCAGAUUCAGAGCCACCCCCACUUCUGGUUUAUAAAUGGUGUCAGGGUAUAAACAAUCUGCAAGGUAUAUGGGAUACCAGUGAGGGCCAGUGUGUUGUGAUGCUGCAGACUAAAUUUGAGAAGUUCUUUGACAAAAUUGAUUUAACAAUGCUCAACAGGCUUCUCCGUCUGGUUCUUGACCAUAACAUUGCUGAUUAUGUCACUGCAAAAAACAAUGUUGUUUUAUCAUACAAAGAUAUGAGCCAUACAAAUUCAUAUGGUCUUAUACGUGGUCUGCAGUUUGCAUCUUUUGUUGUCCAAUAUUAUGGACUUGUGCUAGAUUUGUUACUUCUCGGACUUACUCGAGCCAGUGAAAUUGCUGGCCCACCACAAAUGCCUAAUGAAUUCAUCACUUACUGGGACACGAAAGUUGAGACAAGGCAUCCAAUUAGGCUUUAUUCUCGGUACAUAGAUCGGGUUCAUAUAUUAUUUCGCUUUACUCAUGAGGAAGCCCGAGACCUCAUACAGCGUUACCUCACUGAGCAUCCUGAUCCUAACAAUGAGAAUAUGGUGGGCUACAACAAUAAAAAGUGCUGGCCAAGAGAUGCAAGAAUGAGGCUCAUGAAACAUGAUGUCAAUCUUGGGAGGAGUGUCUUCUGGGAUAUGAAGAAUCGUCUUCCUCGAAGCAUAACAACUUUAGAGUGGGAGAACAGCUUUGUUUCUGUUUACAGCAAAGAUAAUCCAAACUUGCUUUUCAGCAUGUGUGGGUUUGAAGUUCGGAUACUCCCAAAAAUUCGAAUGACUCAAGAAGCGUUCAGCAAUACAAGAGAUGGUGUUUGGAAUUUACAAAAUGAACAGACGAAAGAGAGGACAGCAGUUGCCUUUUUAAGAGUUGAUGAUGAACACAUGAAAGUGUUUGAGAAUCGUGUUAGGCAGAUUCUCAUGUCUUCCGGAUCUACUACGUUUACAAAAAUUGUCAAUAAAUGGAACACAGCUUUGAUAGGUCUUAUGACAUACUUCCGGGAGGCAACUGUACACACUCAAGAGCUGUUAGAUUUGCUUGUUAAAUGUGAAAAUAAGAUUCAGACUCGUAUUAAGAUUGGAUUGAACUCAAAGAUGCCUAGCAGAUUUCCUCCUGUCAUUUUCUACACCCCAAAAGAAAUCGGAGGACUUGGCAUGUUGUCCAUGGGUCACAUUUUGAUUCCACAAAGUGAUCUCCGAUACAGUCAGCAGACUGAUGUUGGUGUGACACACUUCAGGAGUGGGAUGAGUCAUGAAGAGGACCAGUUGAUUCCCAACCUUUAUCGCUACAUUCAGCCUUGGGAGAGUGAAUUCAUUGACUCACAGCGUGUCUGGGCUGAAUAUGCAUUAAAGAGGCAGGAGGCACAAGCACAAAAUAGGCGUUUGACCCUUGAAGAUCUGGAAGAUUCAUGGGAUAGAGGUAUACCGCGUAUAAACACUUUAUUCCAAAAGGAUAGACACACCUUGGCUUAUGAUAAAGGAUGGAGGGUGCGUACAGACUUCAAACAGUACCAGGUUCUGAAACAAAACCCUUUCUGGUGGACACACCAGAGGCAUGAUGGGAAGUUGUGGAACUUGAACAAUUACCGUACUGAUGUAAUUCAAGCCCUUGGAGGUGUUGAAGGAAUUCUUGAACAUACUCUGUUCAAAGGAACAUACUUUCCAACCUGGGAAGGUCUGUUUUGGGAAAAGGCAUCAGGCUUUGAGGAAUCUAUGAAGUAUAAGAAGUUAACAAAUGCCCAGAGAUCUGGUCUCAACCAGAUACCUAAUCGUAGGUUUACUCUUUGGUGGUCACCAACCAUAAAUCGAGCCAAUGUUUAUGUGGGGUUCCAAGUGCAGUUAGAUCUGACUGGUAUUUUCAUGCAUGGGAAGAUACCUACUUUGAAGAUAUCUCUUAUUCAGAUAUUCAGAGCCCAUUUGUGGCAGAAGAUCCAUGAGAGUGUUGUCAUGGAUCUGUGUCAGGUUUUGGAUCAGGAAUUGGAUGCUUUGGAGAUUGAGACUGUCCAGAAGGAAACAAUCCAUCCGAGGAAAAGUUACAAAAUGAACAGCUCUUGUGCAGACAUUCUUCUGUUUGCUGCCCAUCGAUGGCCAAUGUCAAAGCCUAGUCUGGUGGCUGAGUCUAAGGAUGUUUUUGAUCAGAAGGCAAGCAAUAAGUACUGGAUUGAUGUACAGCUUAGAUGGGGGGAUUAUGACUCUCAUGAUAUUGAGCGUUACACACGGGCAAAAUUUAUGGAUUAUACAACGGAUAAUAUGUCUAUAUAUCCAUCUCCUACAGGGGUGAUGAUUGGCAUUGAUUUGGCAUAUAACUUGCACUCCGCAUUUGGCAACUGGUUCCCUGGUUCAAAGCCACUGCUUCAGCAGGCCAUGAAUAAAAUCAUGAAGUCAAAUCCUGCGUUGUAUGUCUUGAGAGAGCGGAUAAGGAAGGGGCUUCAGUUGUAUUCUUCUGAGCCUACAGAACCAUACUUGUCAUCCCAAAACUAUGGAGAGAUAUUCAGCAAUCAGAUUAUAUGGUUUGUUGAUGACACUAAUGUGUAUCGUGUUACAAUCCAUAAGACCUUUGAAGGAAAUCUCACAACAAAACCCAUCAAUGGUGCCAUCUUCAUUUUUAAUCCAAGGACUGGCCAAUUGUUUCUGAAGGUUAUCCAUACAAGUGUCUGGGCUGGUCAGAAGCGUCUUGGUCAGCUGGCCAAGUGGAAAACAGCAGAAGAAGUUGCUGCUCUUGUACGUUCUUUGCCUGUUGAAGAACAGCCCAAGCAAAUUAUUGUCACUCGUAAAGGAAUGUUGGAUCCAUUAGAGGUUCACCUUCUGGACUUCCCCAACAUUGUUAUUAAAGGAAGUGAGCUUCAGCUUCCAUUCCAAGCAUGCUUGAAGAUUGAGAAAUUUGGCGAUCUUAUUUUGAAGGCUACAGAACCUCAAAUGGUUUUGUUCAACAUUUAUGAUGACUGGUUGAAAAGUAUUUCAUCUUACACUGCAUUCUCCAGGUUGAUAUUGAUUCUCCGUGCCCUUCAUGUAAAUAAUGAGAAGGCAAAGAUGUUGCUAAAGCCUGACAAAACAAUUGUCACUGAGCCACAUCACAUCUGGCCUUCUCUCAAUGAUGACCAGUGGAUGAAGGUGGAGGUUGCAUUAAGAGAUCUCAUACUCUCAGAUUAUGCCAAGAAGAACAAUGUCAAUACUUCUGCCUUGACUCAGUCUGAGAUUCGUGACAUCAUACUUGGAGCUGAGAUUACUCCACCUUCUCAACAGCGGCAACAGAUAGCAGAGAUUGAGAAACAGGCAAAAGAAGCCAGUCAACUGACAGCUGUAACAACAAGGACAACAAAUGUUCAUGGGGAUGAGCUCAUUGUCACCACCACUAGUCCCUAUGAGCAGGCUGCAUUUGGUUCAAAGACUGACUGGCGUGUCAGGGCAAUUUCAGCAACAAAUCUGUACCUUCGUGUUAAUCAUAUUUAUGUAAACUCAGAGGAUAUAAAGGAAACUGGUUACACCUACAUUAUGCCCAAGAACAUUUUGAAAAAGUUUAUCUGCAUAGCUGAUCUACGAACACAAAUUGCUGGAUACCUGUAUGGUGUAAGUCCUCCAGACAACCCACAGGUUAAAGAAAUCCGUUGCAUUGUGAUGCCACCACAAUGGGGGACUCAUCAGCAAGUCCACCUCCCAUCAGCUCUUCCGGAGCAUGAUUUCUUGAAUGAUUUGGAGCCUUUGGGAUGGAUGCAUACUCAACCAAAUGAACUUCCACAGUUGUCUCCUCAGGAUCUCACUUCACAUGCCAAGGUCUUAGAGAACAACAAGCAAUGGGAUGGCGAAAAGUGCAUUAUCUUGACUUGCAGUUUUACUCCAGGCUCUUGUUCAUUAACUGCAUACAAGCUCACUCCAUCUGGUUAUGAGUGGGGACGUGUCAAUAAGGAUACUGGAAGCAAUCCUCAUGGCUACCUUCCUACUCACUAUGAGAAGGUUCAGAUGCUGCUCAGUGAUCGCUUCUAUGGUUUCUACAUGGUUCCUGAUAAUGGACCGUGGAAUUACAACUUCAUGGGGGUGAGACACGCAUCUGGCAUGAAGUAUGGAGUGAAGUUGGGAACACCACGAGAGUAUUACCAUGAAGAUCACAGACCAACUCAUUUCUUAGAGUUCAGCAAUAUGGAGGAAGCGGAAACAAUUGCCGAGGGAGAUCGCGAGGAUACAUUUACUUGAACUUUUUUCUCUGUAAUUUUGCCCUGUAAUUGGCAGAAAAUGUUGUAAGUUGUAACAUCUGAAUAGUUUUGCUUGUCACAACACUAUUACGGCACUGUAAAUAUGUUCCAGAAUUAGCAGUCAAGUUAAAUUCCUAUUGAGCCUUGUCUGCUUUUGCAGAUGAGUUGUCAA
This is a messenger RNA of Prosopis cineraria, 7424 nucleotides long. Its product is annotated as pre-mRNA-processing-splicing factor 8A-like. Gene Ontology annotation, molecular function: protein binding; metallopeptidase activity; U6 snRNA binding. Gene Ontology annotation, cellular component: catalytic step 2 spliceosome; U5 snRNP. The record is from RefSeq and is a predicted model, not a curated record. Gene Ontology annotation, biological process: spliceosomal tri-snRNP complex assembly; mRNA splicing, via spliceosome. NCBI's taxonomy places the organism in Eukaryota, Viridiplantae, Streptophyta, Magnoliopsida, Fabales, Fabaceae.